This is a messenger RNA of Elgaria multicarinata webbii, 2643 nucleotides long. Its product is annotated as vomeronasal type-2 receptor 26-like. Gene Ontology annotation, biological process: G protein-coupled receptor signaling pathway. Bases 1 to 2643 code for a protein of 880 amino acids. The transcript is spliced from 6 exons. Gene Ontology annotation, cellular component: plasma membrane. Lineage: Eukaryota; Metazoa; Chordata; Lepidosauria; Squamata; Anguidae. The record is from RefSeq and is a predicted model, not a curated record. Gene Ontology annotation, molecular function: G protein-coupled receptor activity.
AUGGUGGUGGUGCUGUUGCUGCUGCUGUUACUGCGAAAUGUGGUAUGGAAAGCAAAUAGUUUUAAGUGCACCAGAAAUAAGCCUACAUAUAUUCCACAUGAAUGGUACCAGUCAGGUGAUCUCCUUAUUGGUGGAAUAACAUCUCACAUCCAAUACUUACCCCCUAAAAUUUCAUUCAGAAGACAUCCUUCAAGGGAGAAGAUUCAGAUUCCAGUGAUAGUGACAAGGUCCUACCAGCAUAUCCUGGCUUUUGUGUUUGCCAUAGACGAGAUCAAUGACAAUCCCCAGAUCCUGCACAAUAUCACUCUGGGGUUUCAUAUCUAUGACAGCUACACUGAUUCAAAGAUGACCUAUCGUGCCACUUUAGACUUUCUCUUCAACUCCCAUCAGUUUCUCCCCAACUACAAAUGUGGCAUUCAGAAAAAUCUAAUAGGAGUCAUCGGGGGACUUAGCUCGGAUAUCUCCUCACGCAUCUCAGACAUCUUGGGUCUUUACGAGGUUCCACAGAUUUCAUAUGGCUCAUUUAAGUCUGCAGUGAAAGAUCAAACCAAUUCCCAUUCCUUUUACCACAUUGUCCCCAAUGAAGACCUGCAGUACCAGGGACUUGUCCAGUUACUAAUGCAUUUCAGGUGGAAAUGGGUCGGACUUAUUGCUGCAGCUGAUGAAGGUGGAGAUCACUUCUUGGAGACCAUGGAACCUCUGCUUUUGCAGAAUGGAGUCUGUUUGGCAUUCACAGAAAGGUUUGAAAACAAUGUGUAUAUAUAUGAUCUAAAUCAAAUGGCCAUUGACAAAUUGAAGGUUUUGGAAACUAUCAUGGAGAGCAAAGCCAAGGCAGCUGUAAUACAUGGAGAAUCUGAAGCCAUUUUAGGGUUGGAAUGUUUACUAUGUGUAAGCAGCUUGUUUCCUCUUAUAUUUCCUGAGUAUAAGGGAAGGUUCUCUGCAGCAAAAGUGUGGAUAACAACAGCCCAAAUCGAUUUCACAUUAAGUACCUUUGCAAAAGUUGGUGGACUUGAUAUACAAAUGUUCCAUGGUGCCCUUUCCUUUACAAUUCCAUCAAAGGAGCCUCAAGGCUUCCAUGAAUUUCUUCAGCUUGUAAAUCCUUCCUGGGAAAAAGAAGAUGGUUUUGUUCAGGAUUUCUGGGAACAAGCAUUUGGUUGUUCACUUUCAGACUCAAUUGUGAGAUUCAUAGGUGGACCAUGUACAGGAGACGAGAUGUUGGAGAGCCUUCCAACAUCCCUUUUCGACAUGAGCAUAAGCGGCCACAGCUACAGUAUCUAUAAUGCUGUCUACACUGUGGCACUUGCCUUAAACACCUUCUACUCAGCUAGAGUCAACCACAGAACAAUGGAGAGCAGAGACAGAUUGUCUCUUCAAAACGUAGAACCCUGGCAGCUCCAUUCAUUGAUUCAGACAAUCUCAUUCAACAACAGUGCUGGAGAUGAAAUUUCAUUUAAUCAACAUGGAGUAUUUGAAGGUGGGUUUGAUAUUACCAACUUGGACACUUUCCCAAAUAACUCCUAUGUCAUGGUCAAAGUAGGAAGGAUCAAUCAUCUUCCAGUCAAUGGAUUUGCCAUUAAUGAGGAGAGAAUCAAUUGGCACAAAGGCCUGACUCAGGUGCCACCUCUUUCUCUUUGUAAUGAAAAUUGCCAUCCAGGUUACAGCAAAACAAAGAAGGAGGGGAAGACAUUUUGCUGCUAUGAUUGUGCUCCGUGUCCAGAUGGCAUGUUCUCAGAUGAGAAUGACAUGGAGACUUGUGCCAAUUGUCCGGAAAGUCACUACCCAAAUGAAUUCCGGGAUCAAUGCAUUCCUAAGAUUCCAAACUUCCUAGAUUUUGAAGACAUUUUGGCCAUUGCUUCAAUUUGUUCAGUACUUUUGUUGUCUCUCAUCACAGCUCUUGUGCUUGGCACCUUCAUUAGACACAGGGACACUGCCAUAGUCAAAGCAAACAACUGUACCCUCACCUACAUUCUCCUCAUCUCCCUCCUCUUGUGUUUCCUCUGUACCUUCCUGUUCAUGGGGAAGCCUAAGAAGGUCACCUGCCUUCUUCGACAAACUGCUUUUGGUAUCGUCUUCUCUGUGUCCCUCUCAACCAUCUUGGCCAAAACGAUAUCUGUGGUUCUGGCCUUCAUGGCUACCAAACCAGGAUCCCAGAUGAGGAAAUGGGUGGGGAAAAGACUGGCAUAUUCCAUUGUCCUCUCAUGCUCCAUUAUUCAAGCUGUGCUCUGUGCUCUGUGGCUGGCAACUUCUCCACCCUUUCCAGAUGUAGACAUGACCUCCAUGACUGAAGAAAUUAUACUAUUAUGUAAUGAAGGUUCAGUCCUCAUGUUCUCUUGUAUCAUGGGAUACAUGGGCCUCUUGGCCACUGUCAGCUUUACAGUGGCCUUCCUGGCCAAGAAGUUGCCUGACAGUUUUAAUGAAGCCAAGUUCAUCACCUUCAGCAUGUUAGUCUUUUGCAGUGUAUGGAUGUCCUUUGUUCCAACUUAUCUCAGUACAAGAGGGAAGUACAUGGUGGCUGUGGAGAUCUUCUCUAUCUUGGCCUCUGGUGCUGGGUUACUCUGCUGCAUCUUUUUCCCCAAAUGCUACAUUAUUGUGGUGAGGCCUGAGCUGAACAACAGAGAGGAGCUAAUGCGAAGAAAGAGAUAA